Lactuca saligna is the source of this 1914-nucleotide messenger RNA. The record is from the annotation of a GenBank genome assembly. NCBI's taxonomy places the organism in Eukaryota, Viridiplantae, Streptophyta, Magnoliopsida, Asterales, Asteraceae.
GAAAAAAAAAAAUUAUAAUAAAAAAAUCAAACAAAUAAGUUGAUCGUAGUGGAUGGGAGUUUUGUUUAAGAUUUUGGAUUCCCCAAAAGCGACGAACUACGAAAAUUCGGGUCUCCGAUUCAUGAAUGGCGAGGCGAGGCGAGGCAUCAAUUAACUAUAAGAUCUGAUCCAGCCAUCCGAAAACUUCUAACUACCGAUGUUUCGCGUUUUGAAGAACUUCCCUCUCAAAGGCGUCACCAACUGCCGAUGGAUGACCACCACCACCACCGUAAUGAGUUUCGGAGACGGUAGCCAUGGUGCUCUUGGCUUACCAAUCUCCGUCACCGGAAUCAAUUCUGACGCCUACGAACCCACUCCAAUCUCAGCCCUACCUCCCGAUGUUUCCAGCAUCGCCGCCGGUCACUACCACUCUCUCGCCGUUACUUCCCAAGGCCACCUCUGGUCUUGGGGUCGCAAUGCCGAAUCACAACUCGGUCGGAACCUUGAUUCCCCUAGAGAAACAUGGAUUGAACCAAAAAGAAUAGAGGGAUUAAGUGAUGUAAAAUCUGCAUUUGCCUCUGGUGUUGUUUCUGCAGCUAUUGGAAUCGACGGGUGUAUAUGGAUUUGGGGAAAAUCAAAACGGGGUCAAUUAGGUCUUGGAAUCGGAAUCACAGAAGCCAUUCAUCCCACCAAAAUAAAAUCUCUUUCAAAAGAAGAGAUAAUUAAGGUCUCAUUUGGAUGGGGACACGCUCUUGCACUUACUAAAGAUGGAAAGUUAUUCGGUUGGGGUUAUUCAGCUGAUGGUAGAUUAGGAAAGAGAGAAAUUACAGGUGUGUCCCCACUCGAUUCUGUAAACAAUUUGUCAAAGCGUGAAGAUGCUGAAAAAGUAGUAUUGGAAGCUAUGAGUAAAGAGAAUGAUAUGCCUAUCAUAUGGGAGCCAUGUUUGAUUGACGAAUUAAAAGGUGUUGAAGUUGCUGAUGUGUCAUGUGGACUUGACCACACCUUGGUUCUUUUACGUGAUGGAACUUUAUUAAGUGGAGGAAGCAAUGUAUAUGGGCAAUUGGGAAGAUCAACACAAGAUUUGGAGUUACAGUUACUUCCUGUUGAUAUAAGUGUCCACCCUGUUUCAAUUUCUUCAGGGCUAGGGCAUUCUUUAGCUAUAUGCCAGAUUCCAUCUGCAGAAGGUGGUGAAGGUAUCUCAGGGGUGUUUUCAUGGGGUUGGGGGCAAAAUUGUCAACUUGGAAGAGAAGGUCCAGGGAAUAUUCCGUUGCUUGUGGAUGGGCUUUUAGGGGAAAAGCCCGUAUCAGUGUCGGGUGGGCGGGUCCACUCCAUUGUCCUCACGGACAAUGGAGAGGUUUUUUCUUGGGGGUGUGGGAGAAGUGGGAGGCUUGGGUUGGGUAGCUCCAUGGAUGAACAUGAACCAAUGGUGGUUGAGUUUUCAGAAGAUACAAAUGUUUUGCAAGUUGUUUCAGGGUUUGAUCAUAAUUUGGUUUUAACUAGUUGACUGAUAGACAAUUUUGUUGUGUAUUAUUUGUUGUGUAUUGUUUGUGUUUAUGAAUGCAUUUCAUAUAUGAAAAUUGAAAAGAUGUAUUUUAGUUGCUAAUCAGAUGAAUGCUUACAAGUUACAACAUUGUGGUUUUGUGAUAUUCAUUCAUGAAUCUUGAUUUGUAAAUCCAAAAGCUCAAAAGUUUUCAGGGCUAUCAUCUAAUUGCUUCUCAUCUUCAAUGUCCACCUCCAAUAUCUCCUGGAAUCCUCUCUUUCAGAUAGUUUCCAAGUCUAGCUAAAACAAGAGAACGUUCAUGCCAGAAUCGACCUUUGAGUCUAAUCUUCACAAAUGGUCCAUCUACUUCAGCUAAUUCUGCAACUCCUGUUUUCAUAGAUUCGUUUUUGUUUUGAUUCAAUAAGGUAAUGAAAUCAAUGGAGGAAACUGGAAAG